Molecule: messenger RNA, 1731 nt
Organism: Penicillium odoratum
Lineage: Eukaryota; Fungi; Ascomycota; Eurotiomycetes; Eurotiales; Aspergillaceae
Exons: 1
Coding region: 1-1731 (576 amino acids)
Biological process (GO): transmembrane transport
Cellular component (GO): membrane
Molecular function (GO): transmembrane transporter activity
Source: RefSeq, a predicted model, not a curated record
AUGAAACCUGAGAUUCGUCCCGAGUUGGCCGAUGACCAGGCUUUGGCCCGGUUGGGCAAAAAGCAGGUCCUGAAGCGUCGAUUCGGCUUCUAUUCCAUCGUCGGCUUUGCCAUGGCUGAGCUGAUCACAUGGGAAACUGUUCUCACGCUGUUUUAUGAAUCUUACGAAAACGGCGGUUCUGCCGGUGCCUUUUAUGGUUAUAUCAUCGCCUGUUUAUCAACAUUGUCAACCUAUACUGUCAUUGCCGAGUUGGCUUCCAUGGCGCCUAUUGCCGGUGGACAAUACUACUGGGUUUAUAUGCUGGCCCCGAUGCGGUGGAAGAAAGUUUGCUCCUACCUGAUCGGAUGGUUAACUUCCAUGGCAUGGAUUGCGACAGUUGCAACUGAGACCAUUUUUCUGGGUACCAUGAUUGAGGGUUUGGUCACCCUAAACAACCCGGAAUUUGUCCAACAGCGAUGGCAAAACACGCUUUUGGCGUGGGCUAGCGUGGCUUGUACAUUCUUCAUCAACGUUGUGAUUCCAAGCAUCCUACCUCGAUUCGAAAUUGUGAUCCUCGUCUUGCACUUGGCGGGUUUCAUCGGCAUCACAGCUACUCUGCUCGCAUUGUCGCCCAAGAAGUCGGCUCACUUUGUCUUUCAGACGUCACUGAACGAAGGUGGCUGGCCUACACAAGGAAUCUCCUAUUGUGUUGGCUUUAUCGGAAACAUUGCAACCUUUGUCGGUGCUGAUGCUAGUGUUCACAUGGCAGAAGAAGUCGCCAAUGCUGCGACCGUCAUUCCCCAGGCGAUCAUCACCGGGAUGACGCUAAACAGUCUUCUCGGUUUCUCUAUGAUGCUCACAAUUUUAUUCUGCCUGGGUGACGUCAAGUCGGUACUGGAAUCAGCAACAGGCUUCCCUUUCAUCCAACUCUUCUACAACAGCACAAACUCUUACGCAGGGGCGUCGGUCAUGACUGCGCUUAUCAUGGUACUAACGAUGGCAUGCUCUAUCGGUAUCACAGCCACCGCAUCUCGUAUGACCUGGUCCUUUGCCCGUGACCAGGGAUUCCCCUUCUCCUACUACUUGAAGAAGGUGAAUAAGCGCACCCAAAUCCCCAUCGUAUCUGUCUCUGUAGUCUGCGGAUUGGCCUGUGCCCUGACCCUCAUCUACAUCGGAUCCACAACUGCCUUCAACGACGUCAUUUCCUUGACUGUCACCGGAUUUUACUGUACAUACUUCCUCCCCAGCGCCUUUCUUCUCUACCACCGGAUCAAAGGAAAUGUCCUUCCCCAUGGCACCAUGCUCGAUGGAAGUCACCCUGAUGCAGCCACUAGCGCCCCUGUCAGUACCAAGGAAAAGCCUACCACCCUUGUGCACCAAGAACCCGGUGAGGAUCUCCCCUCAGGCUCCGAACGCAACACUGAGAAUGAAGUCAAACGCCCUAUGGAGUAUGAAAUUGCCCAAGCACCUCUCAUCUGGGGCCCGUGGAAAGUCCCCGGCAUUCUAGGCACUAUUAACAACGCAUAUGCUUGUGUGUACAUGCUCUUUGUCGUUUUCUGGAGCGUGUGGCCCCCGCAGACCCCAGUCAACUACACGACCAUGAACUACAGUAUCGUGGUCACCGCUGGCGUUUUGAUUCUUAGUGGCAUCUGGUACCUUGUUCGUGCUCGGAAGGAUUACAAAGGUCCGCUUAUUGAUGAGGAGGUUGCUGAAAUCAUGCACCUGACACCGGGAGCGGUGCGAUCGAACUGA